This is a messenger RNA of Microthlaspi erraticum, 2268 nucleotides long. The record is from the annotation of a GenBank genome assembly. Lineage: Eukaryota; Viridiplantae; Streptophyta; Magnoliopsida; Brassicales; Brassicaceae.
AUGGAGAACAACAAGUCACCAAAGCUUAGGGCUUCUUUUGAGAAGAAACUAGCAGCAACAGAAAUGCAGAAUAACGGUAGUUACACUGAUCCUAUAGCGCUGCGGAAGGCUAAGCGGUUUAAGGUUACAGCGGCGAGUGAGUCUGCAUCUGAUUCUUGCAUCAGAUCAAGAAGGGUGCAGAGGAACAAGAAUCUUCCAUCUUCUGAAGCUAAGGUUGAGUUGUUUCCUGGAGAGCACUUGAAAUCCUUUAGUGAAAAGCUUUUUGGGGUAAACGAGGGAGCUGAAUAUCAUAGUGUUAACAUUCAGGAGCAAAUGCCGGAGAACAGAAGCGAGCUAGAUAUGGCUGAGGCAGUGGAGGUUGAGCCUGUGAGCAUUUCCUUGCAAGAAGAAGAUGAAACUUUUGUUUCUGCAUCAAAAGAAGUUGUCAUGGGAUCUGUUUGCGGGGAGAGCACCGUUGGGACAAAGCAGGUUCGCGGAACAAGUGUUACUAUAGUGAGAGACUGCUCUCCAUAUACAGGGAUCAAGUAUUCAAAGAGGGGAAAGACCGUGGAGAAGAAGAAGUCGGAUUGUGGAGACCAUUUAGGUCAAUCUCUUGGUAAAAGCAUAUCACCAGAAGAGGUUUUGGAGCCAUUGGAACUUGACAAGUCAGAGGUUAAAGCUCCAAGGAAAGGGAAAGCAAUGCUUCCCAAGGAGAUGAAUGGUGAAGGAUCUAAGACGAAGAAUAGUGGUUCAAAUGUCGAGCUUCCUCUUUCGCGUCCUAAUGGUUCAAGCAGAGGGGAUAGUGCUAGGUCCAAAGUCAAGGAAACUCUACGUCUUUUCUAUGGAGCUUGCAGAAAGAUUUUGCAGGAGGAAGAAGCGAGGCCUACGAAAAUAAAAGGUGGCAUGUUCAGAGUGGCCGUUGAGGCUUCCAAGAUCAUCAAGAGCCAAGGGAAAUAUCUCAACGUUGAUACUAGGAUUAUUGGAUCUGUCCCUGGCGUUGAGGUUGGAGAUGAGUUUCAAUACAGAAUUGAGCUGAACUUUCUUGGUAUACAUAGACAAAUCCAAGCCGGUAUCGAUUCUACAAUAGACGAAAACGGAGAUAAAGUUGCUACGAGUAUUGUAUCCUCUGGAGGUUAUGAUGACGACCUCGAUAACUCGGAUGUCUUGAUCUACACAGGCCAAGGCGGAAAUGCGAUGAUAGGAAAGAAAACUGGUGAACCUAAAGACCAAGAGCUUGUAAGGGGAAACUUGGCGUUGGCUAACAGUAAAGACAAGAAGAACCCUGUGCGGGUCAUCAGAGGCAACAAAGUGACGCCUUUAGGAUCACCAACGGAAUCAAAGAACUAUGUUUACGAUGGUUUGUAUCUGGUGGAAGAGUUCUGGCAAGAAACUGGCUCUCACGGCAAGAUGGUCUUCAAGUUCAGACUGCGGCGUAUCCCUGGACAACCGGAGCUUUCUUGGAAAGUGCUCAAGAUAAGAAAGAAGAUAUCAAAGUCACGGGAAGGUCUCUGCGAUGAUGAUAUCUCGAAAGGGAAAGAGAGGUUUCCUAUUUGCGCUGUGAACGAGAUCGACGACGAGAAACCGCCUCUGUUCACCUACACGGUUGAUAUGAUAUAUCCGGAUUGGUGCAAGCCAAUUCCUCCAAAGGGCUGCGGUUGCAAGAGCCGCUGCUCCGAGUCGAAGUCAUGUGCCUGCAUUGCAAAGAACGGUGGAGAGUUACCAUACAAUCACGAUGGAGCCAUUGUGAACGCAAAGCCCUUGGUUUACGAGUGUGGUCCACUCUGCAAAUGCCCGCCUUCUUGCUACCUCCGACCCACACAGCGUGGGAUCAAGUUCCAGCUGGAGAUCUUCAAGACCGAGUCGAGAGGAUGGGGAGUGAGAUCCUUAAACUCGAUUCCUUGCGGGAGCUUCAUCUGUGAGUAUGCAGGAGAGCUUCUUGACGAAAACGAAGCUGAGAGACUUGCCGGGAAUGAUGAGUAUCUGUUUGACGUUGGGAAAGAUCGUGAGACGAGCGGUUUCACCAUAGACGCUGCGAGGAAAGGGAACAUUGGGAGGUUUAUAAACCACAGCUGCUCGCCGAAUCUGUACGCACAGGACGUGAUCUACGACCAUGAUGAUGAAACGAGAAUCCCUCACGUGAUGUUCUUCGCGCAGGACAAUAUACCUCCGCUUGUGGAGCUCUCCUACUUUUACAACUAUACGAUCGAUCAGGUACGCGACGCUAACGGUAAUAUCAGGAAGAAGAAUUGCUAUUGUGGCUCCUCUGAGUGCAGUGGGAGGAUGUACUGA